Pan troglodytes (chimpanzee) is the source of this 4754-nucleotide messenger RNA. RefSeq names its product clusterin associated protein 1 (gene IFT38). Lineage: Eukaryota; Metazoa; Chordata; Mammalia; Primates; Hominidae. The record is from RefSeq and is a predicted model, not a curated record. The transcript has 12 exons. Gene Ontology annotation, biological process: cilium assembly. Gene Ontology annotation, cellular component: microtubule organizing center; intraciliary transport particle B; cilium. The coding region runs from base 807 to 2213 and encodes 468 amino acids.
GGGCCUGUGAUCGCUGAGGGGCGAGCAGUUGCGAUCCUGGGCUCCUGGGGACCUGAGCGUCAUGUCUUUCCGCGACCUCCGCAGUAAGGCAGCCCCGCGCCCCUGUGACCUGCGGGUCUUCCAGAGAUUCAGGGCUCCCGCCCGCCGGGUCCCCUGUGUAGGCGAUCCCUGAGGCUUGCGCUGCCGGAGGCUCCUUUCGGGCCUCUGCGCCUCAGGGACCGCCUGACCCGCGGCUGCAACCCGGCCGAGCGUCCCAGGCCCUUCUUCGGCCAUUUCUAGCGAGGAUGGAAAGUUCUCUAUCUGCCACUGGCCGCGUGUGGCUCAGAACGCUUGAAAUGUGGCUAGUGCAGAUGAAUAACUGAAUUUUUAAGUGUAAUUUAUUUCUAUUUGUGUAGCUGCAUGCCGCUCUUCGCUACCGUAUUGGAAAAUGCAUGGAGAGUUUAGAGACUAUUUUGCCGAGGCGGGCGAAUCACCUGAGGUCGGGAGUUCGAGACCAGCCUGACCAACAUGGAGAAAACUCGUCUCUACUAAAAUUACAAAUUAGCUGGGGGUGGUGGCGGGCGCCUGUAAUCCCAGCUGCUCGGGAAUCUGAAGCAGGAGAAUCGCUUUGGAGGUUGUGGUGAGCCGAGAUCGGGCCAUUGCACUCCAGCCUAGGCAACAAGAGCGAAACAACAUCUCAAAAAACAAAAAACAAACAAACAAAAAAAAAACAACCAGCAACGAAACCGAGGAGAGGAGGCUGGGUGAUAAUCAUUGCGGCUAACAUUUUUUGAGUUUUAACGAUCUGCCAGGGCCCGCUCUGUGUUAUGCGCAUCAUUUCAAUCAUCCGAACAACUCUGUGCCCCCUGUAUUUGGUAGUGAGGAAACGGGCACAGAGAGGUCAGGUAACUUGGGCAGGUGACACAGGCGGUAGGAGGUGGCACUGGGGCUUGAAUUCAGGUUGCCUGAACUCCAGACAUCCUGAACUCCAUCUGCAUCCUUUCUGCAGGGCUGAUUUCACAGAGAUGAUGAGAGCCCUGGGAUACCCUCGACAUAUUUCUAUGGAAAAUUUCCGUACACCCAAUUUUGGACUUGUAUCUGAAGUGCUUCUCUGGCUUGUGAAAAGAUAUGAGCCCCAGACUGACAUCCCGCCUGACGUGGACACUGAACAGGACCGAGUUUUCUUCAUUAAGGCAAUUGCCCAGUUCAUGGCCACCAAGGCACAUAUAAAACUCAACACUAAGAAGCUUUAUCAAGCAGAUGGGUAUGCGGUAAAAGAGCUGCUGAAGAUCACAUCUGUCCUUUAUAAUGCUAUGAAGACCAAGGGGAUGGAGGGCUCUGAAAUAGUAGAGGAAGAUGUCAACAAGUUCAAGUUUGAUCUUGGCUCAAAGAUUGCAGAUUUGAAGGCAGCCAGGCAGCUUGCGUCUGAAAUCACCUCCAAAGGAGCAUCUCUGUAUGACUUGCUCGGCAUGGAAGUAGAGUUGAGGGAAAUGAGAGCAGAAGCCAUUGCCAGACCUCUGGAAAUAAACGAGACUGAAAAAGUGAUGAGAAUUGCAAUAAAAGAGAUUUUGACACAGGUUCAGAAGACUAAAGACCUGCUCAAUAAUGUGGCCUCUGAUGAAGCUAAUUUAGAAGCCAAAAUCGAAAAGAGAAAAUUAGAACUGGAAAGAAAUCGGAAGCGACUAGAGACUCUGCAGAGUGUCAGGCCAUGUUUUAUGGAUGAGUAUGAGAAGACUGAGGAAGAAUUACAAAAGCAGUAUGACACUUAUCUGGAGAAAUUUCAAAAUCUGACUUAUCUGGAACAACAGCUUGAAGACCAUCAUAGGAUGGAGCAAGAAAGGUUUGAGGAAGCUAAAAACACUCUCUGCCUGAUACAGAACAAGCUCAAGGAGGAAGAGAAGCGCCUGCUCAAGAGUGGAAGUAACGAUGACUCGGAAAUAGACAUCCAGGAGGACGAUGAAUCCGACAGUGAGUUGGAAGAAAGGCGGCUGCCCAAGCCACAGACAGCCAUGGAGAUGCUCAUGCAAGGAAGACCUGGCAAACGCAUUGUGGGCACGAUGCAAGGUGGAGACUCCGAUGACAAUGAGGACUCGGAGGAGAGUGAAAUUGACAUGGAAGAUGAUGAUGACGAGGAUGACGAUUUGGAAGAUGAGAGCAUUUCUCUCUCACCAACCAAGCCCAAUCGAAGGCUCCGGAAAUCUGAACCCCUGGAUGAGAGUGACAAUGACUUCUGACCCUUUUGCCAAGGGACCCUGGCAGAUUAAAACCCUCAGACUUGUAGGUAAAUGGGAACUUAGAAGGUUAGGAAGGUAACGCCUGUUUUGUUUACUAAGCUGGCUGGACUCAUGAUCACUGAAGCAAUACUUAUUUCUGCUUUAGCCUCCUAUGUUUGCAUUCCAUGAAGCUUAAAUAAGAAUUGAAGCAAAUCCCUAAGAUUUAUUUUUUUCCACCUUAUUUAUCUUCUAAAACUUGAGGAAUGCAUGUGUUCUUAGUGAUUCACAUCCACGGGACAAAAACUCAAGAAGAAAUAAGAGCUGACGCCACACACGUCUUGGCUGCUUUUGUUACUAUACAUUUUCUCUGAGACUCCAGCAGAGUUGGGGCUGGAACUUGGCACUGGGGACUCAUGUUUGGAAUCGUAGGGGAACAUCUGGCUGUUAAUCACUUGCACAGUUGAGAACAUUUCCUAUACGUCGGCUUUUAAUUCUAGCUCUUAUUUCAUUUUGUAAUCUUAUUUUCUUUCUUCUGCAUGUUCACAAUACCAAGCAUUAAAUGUAUUUUAAUAGCUAAAAUUUUCUGAAAGAAGGUUAGCUAAAGUUAAAUGAAAACUUGGUUUCUUUGAAAAUCAGGCAAUAGAGACAGGCUCCAGAUGAGGAAUCCUCCAUUUUCUGUCCGAAGCUGACAUUCCUCUGGGAGUCCAGUUCACCUUGGAUUACAGCCACCUUCAUGUUUCCACGGUUGGUACUAAAUCUGGAAACUCUGGUGACCUGGGCUGCCCUCUCGGAAACUCCAGACUCCCAUGGCAAUGACAGCCGGGACACUCUUCUUCCCUCCAGCCAGGGUUUCUCUGAAGGAGCUUUGUUUUGUCUAAAGUGUGGCAAGACAUAGUGCACAACACAGGGACAAAGGCAGGUUUCCUGCAGCUCACUACCUAAGUGUUUCUGUAGGGGAAGGAGCCAAUUAAGAAAAAGUGUUGGUACAGAUUCAUGUUUCUGAUUUAAAAAAACAGCAACACAGGAUUGAAUUAAGUAGAGUAGUAGCACUAGAAGAAUUUUUCUGUUGUGAAAUUAGAAGUGGAGUUGGUUUUUUUCUUUUUUCUUCUUCUUUUUUUUUAAUAUGAAAAGUACUUAGCUGGGAGUGGUGGCAAGCGCCCUUGGGUCCAGCUACUCAGGAGGCCAAGGUGGGAGGAUCACUUGAGCCCAGGAGUUUUAGACUAGCCUGGACAACUAAGUGAGACUCCAUCUCUACAAAAAAUUUAAAAAUUAGCCAGGUGUGGAGGGGCAUGCCUGUGGUCUCAGCUAUUCAGGAGGCUGAGGCAGGAGAAUCACUUGAGACCAGGAAGUUGAGGCUGCAAUGAGCCGUGAUCAUGCCACUGCACUCCAGCCUGGGUGACAGAGUGAGACCCUGUCUUUAAAAAAAAGAAAAAGAAAAGCACACUGCUUGUAAAAAGCGUACAGUAGGUCAGGCAUGGUGGCUCAUGCCUGUAAUCCUAGCACUUUGAGAGGCUGAGGUGGGUAGAUCACCUGAGGUCAGGGGUUUGAGACCAGCCUGGCCAACAUGGCGAAACCCCACCUCUACUAAAAAUACAAAAAUUAGCCGUGCGUGAUAGCGCAUGCCUGUAACCCCAGCUACUGGGGAGGCUGAGGCAGGAGAAUCGCUUGAACCUAGGAGGCGGAGGUUGCAGUGAGCCGAGAUGGCGCCACUGCACUCCAGCCUGGGCAGCAGAGUGAGACUCCAUCGCAAAAAAAAAAAAAAAAAAAAAAAAGCAUACAGUAAAUAGAAAAGCACAAAACAGUUUUCACUUAUUUUACAAUUAAAAAGUCAGAAGACUUCUGAAGUUACUUAUCUUUUAAUGCAUGUAUUUAACACCAUACUUCAUAUUAUUAAAUAGGUUUUACUUAAAAAUAUAAUUAUUUUAUUUGUACCUGUCAGAUAUAAAUACUUAUUCAGGAGUUCACAGGUAUGAAAAGAUACACAUAAAUUUUAGGAACUUUUGAGUUAUUUCUGUCAUUUUUGCUUUUUUCUCUUUCUUUUCCUAAAUUUUAUGUAUAAGAUUACCCCUUAAAAAAAAAAAAAAACAGCCAGUAUUCAGUGAAUUCACCAGUAAUUUGAAAUGCACCAUAUUGUAAAUGAUCCACUGACAGGGAAGCCAGCGUGUUGGAGCCAUGCCAGCCACCUCAGACACCGUGGCUCUAAGAUGCGGAAGAGUCACUGCAUCUUCUUGAAUGUUACAGAUUUGGUUUGCCUGAAUGUGACUUGACUUCUGUUUUGAAAAAACAUACGAAUAGAGUUCUGUUUUCCUUAUGUGAUGCUUUCUUCUAACACACUUUAACACAGAAGCCUAACCUAGCUACAAAGAGCCUAUCCACAGACAUAGGCAACAGCUCCAAAGGGUAUUUCAUUGUGUCACCUGCUUCUAGAUCAUCUGUUAGUUAACUGACUUUGUGCAAGGUCUCACCAUGUAUAGCACUGCCUUGCUUGAGCACGGAAGUUUCUGUCAACAGCAAGCUUUAUGUGCUCUAUCAUUUUUAUUAAAGUAUUUCAGUCAAUAGUGA